AUGACGACCGAGAGCUCCCAGCAACAUUCAGAUGCAUCCAGUCUCAUGCGCUGCAGUCCAACUGCAACUCUCCUGAGCGCACAGCCAGUGAUGGAGAGCACGCACAAUGCAUCAAGCAAAGGAAAAAAGGGAAACUCUGGCUUGAGGCGCCCUGAAAAGCCCCCCUACUCAUAUAUUGCCCUCAUUGUGAUGGCAAUUCAAAGCUCGCCGACCAAAAGGCUUACUCUGAGUGAAAUUUAUCAGUUCCUGCAGGCCCGAUUCCCUUUCUUUAGGGGAUCAUACCAGGGAUGGAAAAACUCCGUCAGACACAAUCUGUCUCUGAACGAAUGUUUUAUAAAGCUGCCGAAGGGUCUCGGCAGACCUGGCAAGGGCCACUACUGGACCAUUGACCCAGGUAGCGAGUUUAUGUUCGAGGAGGGCUCCUUUCGCCGCAGACCUCGGGGGUUCCGUAGGAAAUGUCAAGCUCUGAAACCAAUGUACAGGAUGAUGAAUGGUAUCGGAUUUGGUGCGUCUAUGCUACCGCAAACCUUUGAUUUCCAGUCACCGUCAGGCUCAUUAGCAUGUCACAAUAGCUACAACAUAGACUUGAUGGGUACUGCUGUGCCAGGGGGCUACGAGGGACUCGGAGGGGGGCAUCACGUCCCACAUAUGUCAUCAAGCUCCGGGUCAUCGUACAUGGCUGCAUGUCAGGUGGCUUCUAACGCGGACUACUGCCCGGAUAGCAGUAGCAGCCCCCUGCAGUCCUCCCCAGCAAUGAUAGGCACUUUGGACUGUCAGUCGCCCUAUGCAAAUGCAGCCUCACACUGGAGUUCACCUGGUGUGUCUUCAUAUAUCAAACAGCAGUCACUGGCAUCAAGCAGCCCCACUUCUUCUGCUCUGCACAAUGGGAUGUCAUCUUACUCUCUGGAUCAAGGUUAUCUGCACCAUAAUGCACGAGAUUCUCCGGACGUUUCAGUGGGACUGUCUCGAUAUUCCAGCCACUCGGCCCCUGUGUGUGACAGGAAGGAUUUCGUUUUGAACCUGAAUGGGAUCUCUUCUUUGCAUCCCAGCAGCGGUGGAUCUUACUAUCACCAGCUUCAUCACCAUCACCAGAGUGUCUAUCAGGAUGUCAAGCCAUGUGUUAUGUGA
Messenger RNA from Scomber japonicus (chub mackerel), 1128 nucleotides. It is a transcript of the gene foxf2a, whose product is annotated as forkhead box F2a. Gene Ontology annotation, cellular component: nucleus. The transcript is spliced from 2 exons. The coding region runs from base 1 to 1128 and encodes 375 amino acids. Gene Ontology annotation, biological process: regulation of transcription by RNA polymerase II; animal organ morphogenesis. NCBI's taxonomy places the organism in Eukaryota, Metazoa, Chordata, Actinopteri, Scombriformes, Scombridae. The record is from RefSeq and is a predicted model, not a curated record. Gene Ontology annotation, molecular function: DNA-binding transcription factor activity, RNA polymerase II-specific; RNA polymerase II cis-regulatory region sequence-specific DNA binding.